CUCUCUCUCUCUAUAUAUAUAUAUGUUCUACGUCGCCGGAGGUUAGAACAUGGCUCAGGCAAAAACCCGCUUCAAAUUCGCCAUAUACGUGCUUGUGAUCAUCUCCAUUGUUUAUAUUUUCACCCUAGACAUUACCAAGAACCAGCGUUUCUUCAAUUCCCAUGAUCACUUUCCUCUUCCGAAAACAAACAACGUAACCGGGGACGAGCUCGACGAGGCGUUAGCAGCAGCUUCCACAUCGGACAGGACUGUAAUAAUCGCCGUAGCAAACAAGGCGUACGUAGACGGCGAUAAGCCGACGAUGCUGGACUUGUUUCUGGAGGGUUUUAGGGCGGGGGAGGGCACCGAGGGGUUGAUCAACCACCUCCUGAUUGUGGCCGUCGAUGGGACUUCGUACGACAGGUGCAGAUUUCUGGGCCUCCAUUGCUACAAGCUGGAGACGGACGGUGUGGAUUUUGUCGGGGAAAAGGUCUAUAUGUCGGAGGAUUUCAUCAAGAUGAUGUGGAGAAGAACGCUUUUCUUACGGGAUGUGAUCUACCGAGGUUACAACUUCAUUUUCACGGACAUUGAUGUAUUAUGGUUAAGAGAUCCAUUCCCAUACUUAACCACAAAACAACCCCUAGACCUACAAAUCAGCACGGACAGGUUCCGGGGCAAUCCAUGGUCCGAAUCCCAUCGUAUCAACACCGGGUUCUACAUGAUCCGAUCCAACAACAAGACCCGAGCCCUGUUCGACGCCUGGUACGCCAACAAGGACAACUCCACCGGGCUGAAGGAGCAGGAUGUUCUGGAGAAGCUGAUGCGCCAAGGCUUUUUCAGACAGCUGGGGCUCAAAGUCAAGUUCUUGGAUACUCUCUAUUUCAGCGGGUUCUGCCAGGACAGCCGCGACGUCACGGUCGUCGCCACCGUCCACGCCAACUGCUGCCGCGGCAUGGCCGCCAAGUUGGCCGACUUGACCAUGGUGGCGCGUAAUUGGAAAAGGUACAAGAGGCUCGCUUCUGCCAAUGCAACCUCCACGUUUAGGUGGUCGCUUCAUAGAGCUUGUUGGAAUUCAUGGAGGAAUUAAUUAUUGCAAAAUAUUAGUAAUUUAAUU
This is a messenger RNA of Sesamum indicum (sesame), 1093 nucleotides long. RefSeq lists its product as uncharacterized. Lineage: Eukaryota; Viridiplantae; Streptophyta; Magnoliopsida; Lamiales; Pedaliaceae. The record is from RefSeq and is a predicted model, not a curated record.